This is a messenger RNA of Pecten maximus, 3044 nucleotides long. RefSeq lists its product as uncharacterized. The transcript has 25 exons. NCBI's taxonomy places the organism in Eukaryota, Metazoa, Mollusca, Bivalvia, Pectinida, Pectinidae. The record is from RefSeq and is a predicted model, not a curated record. The coding region runs from base 114 to 2990 and encodes 958 amino acids.
GGAGACAACCGGAAGUUUACAAACGUUGUAGCAGACCGGCGGCAUAUUUGACAGGGUAAAAAAAUCACGAACUAAGGAACAGAAUGAAGUUAAUUUUGAUGAGGCCUUAAGUCAUGUCCCAGACCACAUUUCUGGAAUCUGUCGUCGGCUGGAAUGAAGAGCAAUGCCAGCAGAACAUGGACGAGGCUCUACCAAAACUUAUCACCUACUGUCAUGAAGCCCAGAUGAUACAGGAACAAGUUGGAAUACUGAAAAUCAUUUGCCAGUCCUUCCUUCCCUGUGUUGAUGUUUUGGAAGCUGAGUGGCGAGUUUUCAGUCAGAUAGUUUUUAAGAUAUGUAACACAUUUGAUAAUAUUCUGGAGGCUGUAAAAGACUUGUUAGGACAAAACAAAGAGGAUUUGGUCACUGUCCAACAUGAUAUUCUCACUCACCUUCAGUUGCUUCUUGAAACUGUCGACUGCUGUGAAACCUGUGUAAAGUUUUCCCAGAAUUCCCAGGUAGCCCUAUCUUGGAGCCAUGUGCACACACUUCCUAUUGGAACUCUCCAUGUUCUGAAGGGUACAUACAGUCACUGCAAGGAAAGUACUGAUGUUUAUGGUGACUACCUCACUAGUGUGUCUGACCCACUGUCAUUGCUGUUUAGGAGGGCCCACAGUCUACAGGUGGUGUUCCUCAACCUUCUUGAUAAGAUAACCAUUGACACUAACUCCAUAGAAGAAGAUGCCAAGGACCUCUGUUAUGUGUGCCAUGGCUUGUUUGAAGUGUGUCAGAUUGUCACAGCGCUGGACAUGAAGCUGGUGGUGAACCUGUGGAAAGCUAUAUCUAGACAUGCUGGACAGAAAAAGGAGAUAUUGCGAGACAGACUGGAAAUGGACGGUCUCCUAACCUAUUUGUGUGGGGAGAUUAAGACAGGGUACACAUACUUAUUCCAACUCCUCCCUCGCACUGAUGCUGACGGAAUGGUGCUGUCCCAGGGGGAUGAACGUGGCUUCCAGAAAUCGGUGAAGAUUGUGGGGUUCCAGAUGAAGGUCCUAGUCAUGAUGACACGAGAUUAUGUCCAUAGUCUGUGUGAGGCUUCAAGUGCAAUCUAUAGGCUUAUCCUGCAUAUGUUCAGGUAUGUACGGCCAAAUCUGCAUGCGAUGCCACUCCAAGAGAACCACAGCCAGGAGAUCCACAGACACCUUAUCAAUGCUACAGAGCCACUGGUAGCCAGUAUGGUGUGUAAUCGUACUUUCAUGGAAAGUGUGACCCAAAAUACUCAAGCUUUGCAGGAGGAGGAAAAGUUUGCACACCUACAGGUGUUGAUGAAUGUGAUGGACCAUCUUCCUAAAACUACAGAGGAGAUGAAGGAUUGGAUCUUAACAAGUGGAGAGGGUAGUGACAGAGAUGAUCUUCUCACCUCGAUCUUCAAGGCAGCUCACCAAUGUUAUAUAGAGUUAUUAUUGCCAGUGUACAUGCCUACCUCUAUGUGUAGUGAACAACAAGGAUGUGUGAGUCUGUACGAGUAUCUGUGUACCCAUAUGUGUGGUCUGGCUGGGACAUACCCUGCUGGCAGAUUUCCUGAACUGGAACGUGUUCUGAUACAGUGGCUGUUGUCUAGAAGUCCUGUGUGUGCUCCUCUGGCUGCUGAUGUCUGGUGUUUCAUUGCCAGGUAUGGCAGUGCUGAUUUGUGUUACAGCCACAUCACAGUUCUCCUUCAGCUUUGUCAAACAAUCAAGGGAAAUAACUCUGAUUUGCACAUUAUUAUUUCCCUUAUGUGUAGGUUAUCCAAGUUUUUGUCUGCAGAACAUCAGAAUGCCCUUGUAAAACAAUUUCCACCUUGUGAUGACAUUGCCCUGUGGUGUAACCUCCCUGUGACUUUGUUACCCAGCGACAAGGUCAGGGAGAUUACAAUGAGUAUGGCAUCACUAUGUCUACAACACAUGGACAGCUUUAUCAACACUCCAGAUGUCACAUGUCAUCACACUGAUUUAUUGAUGUGUAGUUUGACCUACCUGAUCAAUGCGCAAUCAUGUCCUGAAGUAUGGGGGGAGUUCAUCCAGCCAAAGAUUCAGUCUGCUCUUGUGGAGCAUGUCCAGACAGUGUGGGAAAAUGUGUUUGUAUCGGACUGGAUGUCUAUUCCUCAGACCCAGAUCUGCCUUGGCAAGUUAUUGCAGUACUCAGGGCAAGUGGUAGACCAGUUCAACAACUCAGACCUUCUUAAGAUAUUUUCUGUGAUGAAAUCAUGCCUUGCACAAAACCCAUGUGACUGGCUUAAGUUCUCCAUAAUUGAUUUCCUGAAAAAGUUUGGAAAAGUCAAACUCGGAGCUGAUUUUGAGCAGAGUAAGGUCCUACAGAAGGUGUCAGCAGUAUUUGGAGGACUGAUGAUCGACUCCUUGUGUUCGGUUCAUCACUGGAGUGUUGAGGCAUUUACACACUUUGCAGAAGACACGGCCCACGAGACGGUGGUACCCGAUUGUAUGGCUCAGGACAACAGACUCCAGGAUUGUGUGGUAGCCUACCUUAACAAGAUGCCAUUUACUACCCAGAAUGGUAACCCUACCUCGGUAGAGUGUAUUCAGUGGUUGUGGAGGCGUGCGGAGAGACAUCAGACACUCGACACCAGUGAACCUUUACACAAGAAAGCCAGAACUAGAGCCCCAGAUGAUGUCUCAGUGAAGACCCCCAGCGUCAGUGUUUAUCAGGAAGUGUUGGACACACUAAGGAUCUGUGUACAGGAACUGGAACAGAUUUGUACAAACAACUCUGCGGACACAAAUAAAGAUUGUAUUACCUCCAGUACAGACAAGUGCCACAAUGCCCUUAAAACAGAUGUUGAUCAAUUCCAAGAUGGAGAGAAGUCUAGUGUCAACAACUCUCGGGACACUGUUACAUCCAGUGUGGACAAGUGUCGAGAGGGCAGGUCUAGAGUUGACCUAUCACCACAGCUUGUUGCACACUUACAGAAGGCACAACACAAAAUAACUUCCCUCAUAACUGAACAUGGCUAGAACUUAUAAAUUUGCAUAUGAUAUAUUUAAUUAUAAUAUCUUUUAACAACCACA